Molecule: messenger RNA, 3708 nt
Organism: Molossus molossus (Pallas's mastiff bat)
Lineage: Eukaryota; Metazoa; Chordata; Mammalia; Chiroptera; Molossidae
Gene: NFATC3
Product: nuclear factor of activated T cells 3
Exons: 10
Coding region: 46-3276 (1076 amino acids)
Biological process (GO): calcineurin-NFAT signaling cascade; regulation of transcription by RNA polymerase II; cytokine production
Cellular component (GO): transcription regulator complex
Molecular function (GO): transcription factor binding; RNA polymerase II cis-regulatory region sequence-specific DNA binding; DNA-binding transcription factor activity, RNA polymerase II-specific
Source: RefSeq, a predicted model, not a curated record
GCCGCCGCCGCCUGAGGAGGAGCCACAGCACCCUGGGCCACGCCGAUGACUACUGCAAACUGUGGCGCCCACGACGAGCUCGACUUCAAACUCGUCUUUGGCGAGGAAGGGACGCCGGCGCCGCCGCCCCUGGGCUCGCGGCCUGCAGAUCUUGAGCCAGAUGAUUGUGCGUCCAUUUACAUCUUUAAUGUAGAUCCACCUCCAUCUACUUUAAAUUCACCACUUUGCUUACCACAUCAUGGAUUGCCAUCUCACCCUUCUGUUUUGUCACCAUCGUUUCCGCUCCAAGGUCACAAAAACUAUGAAGGAACUUGUGAGAUUCCAGAAUCUAAAUACAGCCCAUUAGGUGGUCCCAAACCCUUUGAGUGCCCAAGUAUUCAAAUCACAUCCAUCUCUCCUAAUUGUCAUCAAGAAAUAGAUGCUCAUGAAGAUGACCGACACAUAAAUGAUCCAGAAAAGGAAUAUUUGGAAAGGCCUUCUAGAGAUCAUCUCUAUCUUCCUCUUGAGCCAUCUUACCGGGAGUCUUCCCUUAGUCCUAGUCCUGCCAGCAGCAUCUCUUCUAGGAGCUGGUUCUCGGAUGCAUCUUCUUGUGAAUCUCUUUCACAUAUUUAUGAUGAUGUGGACUCAGAAUUGAAUGAAGCUGCUUCCCGAUUUACUCUUGGAUCCCCUUUGACUUCUCCUGGUGGCUCUCCAGGAGGCUGCCCUGGAGAAGAAUCCUGGCAUCAACAGUAUGGACUUGGACACUCACUGUCACCCAGGCAAUCUCCUUGCCACUCUCCUAGAUCUAGUGUCACUGAUGAGAAUUGGCUGAGCCCCAGGCCAGCCUCAGGACCUUCAUCUAGGCCUACAUCCCCCUGUGGGAAACGGCGACACUCUAGUGCUGAGGUUUGUUAUGCUGGGUCCCUUUCACCCCAUCACUCACCUGUUCCUUCUCCUGGUCAUUCUCCCAGGGGAAGUGUAACAGAAGAUACCUGGCUCAAUGCUUCUGUCCAGGGUGGAUCAGGCCUUGGCCCUGCACUUCUCCCACCAUUUCAGUACUAUGUAGAAACUGAUAUUCCUCUAAAAACAAGGAAAACAUCUGAAGAUCAAGCUACUGUACUACCAGGAAAAUUAGAGCUCUGUUCAGAUGACCAAGGGAAUUUAUCACCAUCCCGGGAGACUUCAGUAGAUGAUGGCCUUGGAUCUCAGUGUCCUUUAAAGAAAGAUUCAUCUGGUGACCAAUUUCUUUCAGUUCCUUCACCUUUUACCUGGAGCAAACCCAAGCCUGGCCACACCCCUAUAUUUCGCACAUCUUCAUUACCUCCACUAGACUGGCCUUUACCUACUCAUUUUGGACAGUGUGAACUGAAAAUAGAAGUGCAGCCUAAAACUCAUCAUCGAGCUCAUUACGAAACUGAAGGUAGCCGAGGAGCAGUAAAAGCAACUGCUGGCGGACACCCUGUUGUGAAGCUGCUGGGCUAUAGUGAAAAGCCAAUAAAUCUACAGAUGUUUAUUGGAACAGCAGAUGAUCGAUAUUUACGACCUCAUGCAUUUUACCAGGUGCAUCGAAUCACUGGGAAGACAGUUGCUACUGCAAGUCAAGAGAUAAUAAUUGCCAGCACAAAAGUUCUGGAAAUUCCACUUCUUCCUGAAAACAAUAUGUCAGCCAGUAUUGACUGUGCAGGUAUUUUGAAACUCCGCAAUUCAGAUAUAGAACUUCGAAAAGGAGAAACUGAUAUUGGCAGAAAGAAUACUAGAGUACGACUUGUGUUUCGUGUACACAUCCCACAGCCCAAUGGAAGAGUCCUUUCUCUGCAGACUGCUUCUAUACCUGUUGAGUGCUCUCAGCGGUCUGCUCAAGAACUUCCUCAUAUUGAGAAGUACAGUAUCAACAGUUGUUCUGUAAAUGGAGGUCAUGAAAUGAUUGUGACUGGAUCUAAUUUUCUUCCAGAAUCAAAAAUCAUUUUUCUUGAAAAAGGACAAGAUGGACGACCUCAGUGGGAGGUAGAAGGGAAAAUAAUCAGGGAAAAAUGUCAAGGGGCUCACAUUGUCCUUGAAGUUCCUCCAUAUCAUAACCCAGCAGUUACAGCUGCAGUGCAGGUGCACUUUUAUCUUUGCAAUGGCAAGAGGAAAAAAAGCCAGUCUCAACGUUUUACUUACACACCAGUUUUGAUGAAACAAGAACACAGAGAGGAAAUUGACUUGUCAUCGGUUUCAUCAUUGCCUGUGCCUCAUCCUGCCCAGACCCAGAGGCCUUCCUCAGAUACAGGACAUCCAUGCGACAGUGUACUGUCAACACAGAGAAACUUGGUUUGUCCCAUCCAGCAAACAUACACAUCCAUGGUGACCUCAUCUCAUCUGCCACUGUUGCAGUGUAGGGAUGAGAGCGCUGUUAAAGAACAGCAUAUGAUACCUUCUUCAGUCAUGCACCAGCCUUUUCAAGUCACACCAAUACCUCCUGUGGGGUCUUCCUAUCAGCCUAUACAAACUAAUGUGUACAGUGGACCAACUUGUCUUCCUAUUAAUGCUGUCUCUAGUCAAGAAUUUGUUCCCGUUUUGUUUCAGCAAGAUACAGCUCUUCCUAGUUUAAUAAAUCUUGGCUGCCAACCACCGUCAUCCAUACCUUUUCAUUCUUCAAAUUCAGGCUCAACAGGACAUCUCUUAGCCCAUGCACCUCAUUCUGUGCAGACCCUGCCUCAUCUACAGUCAAUGGAAUACCAUUAUUUAAACACAGGACAAAGAUCUCUUUCUUCUCCAGUGGCUGACCAGGUCACAGGUCAGCCUUCCUCUCAGUUACAAUCCAUUACAUAUGGUUCUUCACAAUUACGGUCUGCUACAACAGUUUCCUCAGCAGCUUCUCGUCCCCUGGCCGGUUCACCACUUUCUGGACCACCGUCUCCUCAGCUCCAGCCUAUGCCUUACCACCAAUCUCCUAGCUCAGGAACUGCCUCAUCACCAACUGUAGCCACCAGAAUGCAUUCUGGACAACAUUCAACUCAAGCACAGAGUACAGGCCAGGGAGGUCUUUCUGCACCUUUAUCCUUAAUAUGUCACAAUUUGUGUGAUCCAGCUUCAUUUCCAUCUGAUAAAGCAACUGUGAACAUUAAACCUGAACCUGAAGAGCAGGAACCUAACUUUUCAACAAUUGGUCUACAGGACAUUACUUUAGAUGAUGUGAACGAGAUAAUUGGGAGAGACAUGUCCCAGAUAUCUGUUUCCCAAGGAACAAGGGUAAACAGACAGGCUCCCCUCCCUGGUCCCGAUUCCCUGGAUUUAGGAAGAUCUGAUGAGCUCUGACAGUGCUCACUGCAACCUUGCAUCCACCACCACCACCACCACCAUGUAUUUCUCAGUAUGUUUCUCUCCUCGGACCUUGAGUUUCCAACAUGCAGCCUUCAGGACUGGUGCCAGGAGUUGGGGUCACUGUGGGGAAGGCAGCAUUACUCCACCUCAUGCCUUGGGUAGAUUUUGUAAAAGAACAGGAACAGCAUAGACCCUGUUUGAGCUUUGGGGAAAUGAGCUUUCCUUUUUAUUUUUGAAUAGGAUACUUUUAUAUGAUGGAUGGGUGCUUUGAGUGUGAAUGCAGCAGGGUCUUCAUUUCAGAGGUGCUGCUUUUGCAGGUGGCCUGGUUGCUUAGCUAGGAUUGGUGAUUUGUAUUGCUUUAUGGUCAUUUGAAGGACCCUUUAGCUUUAAUGAUAUUUUAAAAAUAGUAACUUUUGAUAAAACCUU